Molecule: messenger RNA, 2828 nt
Organism: Manis javanica (Malayan pangolin)
Lineage: Eukaryota; Metazoa; Chordata; Mammalia; Pholidota; Manidae
Gene: FOXC2
Product: forkhead box C2
Biological process (GO): cell differentiation; regulation of transcription by RNA polymerase II; anatomical structure morphogenesis
Molecular function (GO): RNA polymerase II cis-regulatory region sequence-specific DNA binding; DNA-binding transcription factor activity, RNA polymerase II-specific
Source: RefSeq, a predicted model, not a curated record
AGGGACUUCGCCUCUUUUUCCGGGCUCGGCAGAGCAGCCACUCUGGACCCCGGCUCGCAGACCCGCACGGCGGCCGAUCUGCCGGGGGGCUCGCAGAGCCGCUGUGCCCCUACCGGCGCUCACCGCGGCCCGCCUCGGUCCCCUGCGCGCGUGGCGUCUCCGCCGCGUCCCCGGCCGCAGGCUCGGGCUGCCGCCCGCCGGUCCCGAGAGCGAGCGAGCGAGCGAGCGGGGGCCGGCGCUGCGCUAGUCGGGGCGCGCCCUCCAGGAUGCUGAUCCUCCCGGUGCGCUGAGAACCAGCGCCCCAGCUCCGCCGGCGCCGCCUCCACCGCGCCCCCGAGGCUCCCGGGCGCCCGCCCUCCGCCCGCCGGCUCCCUCCCUCGCUCGCUCUCCCGCUCGCUCCCGCUCUCGCCGGGCCUUCCGCGCGGUCGGUGCGCGCGGACGGUGGCGAGCCGUCUCGGACGCAGCAUGCAGGCGCGCUACUCGGUGUCCGACCCCAACGCGCUGGGAGUGGUGCCCUACUUGAGCGAGCAGAACUACUACCGGGCGGCGGGCAGCUACGGCGGCAUGGCCAGCCCCAUGGGCGUCUACUCGGGCCACCCGGAGCAGUACGGCGCGGGCAUGGGCCGCUCCUACGCGCCCUACCACCACCACCAGCCCGCGGCGCCCAAGGACCUCGUAAAGCCGCCCUACAGCUACAUCGCGCUCAUAACCAUGGCGAUCCAGAACGCGCCCGAGAAGAAAAUCACCCUGAACGGCAUCUACCAGUUCAUCAUGGACCGCUUCCCCUUCUACCGGGAGAACAAGCAGGGCUGGCAGAAUAGCAUCCGCCACAACCUCUCGCUCAACGAGUGCUUCGUCAAGGUGCCGCGCGACGACAAGAAGCCGGGCAAGGGCAGCUACUGGACCCUGGACCCGGACUCCUACAACAUGUUCGAGAACGGCAGCUUCCUGCGGCGCCGCCGGCGCUUCAAGAAGAAGGACGUGCCCAAGGAGAAGGAGGAGCGGGCCCACCUCAAGGAGCCGCCCCCGACGGCGUCCAAGGGCGCCCCGGCCGGACCCCCCCUAGCGGACGCCCCCAAGGACGCCGAGAAGAAGGUGGUGAUCAAGAGCGAGGCGGCGUCUCCCGCGCUGCCCGUCAUCACCAAGGUGGAGACGCUGAGCCCCGAGAGCGCGCUGCAGGGCAGCCCGCGCAGCGCCACCUCCACCCCCGCCGGCUCCCCGGACGGCUCGCUGCCCGAGCACCACGCAGGCGCGCCCAACGGGCUGCCCGGCUUCAGCGUGGAGAACAUCAUGACGCUGCGAACGUCGCCGCCGGGCGGCGAGCUGAGCCCCGCGGCCGGGCGCGCGGGCCUGGUGGUGCCGCCGCUGGCUUUGCCCUAUGCCGCCGCGCCGCCCGCCGCCUACGGCCAGCCGUGCGCGCAGGGCCUGGAGGCCGGGGGCGCGGGCGGCUACCAGUGCAGCAUGCGUGCCAUGAGCCUGUACACCGGCGCCGAGCGGCCGGCGCACAUGUGCGUGCCGCCCGCUCUGGACGAGACCCUCUCGGACCACCCGAGCGGCCCCACGUCGCCCCUGAGCGCCCUCAACCUCGCUGCCGGCCAGGAGGGCGCGCUCGCCGCCGCGGGCCACCACCACCAGCACCACGGCCACCACCACCACCCGCAGGCGCCGCCGCCGCCGGCUCCGCAGCCCCCGCCGGCGCCGCAGCCCGGGGCCGCGGCGGCCCAGGCGGCCUCCUGGUAUCUCAACCACAGCGGGGACCUGAACCACCUCCCCGGCCACACGUUCGCGACCCAGCAGCAGACUUUCCCCAACGUCCGGGAGAUGUUCAACUCCCACCGGCUGGGGAUUGAGAACUCGACCCUCGGGGACCCGCAGGUGAGCAGCAACGCGAGCUGCCAGCUGCCCUACCGAUCCACGCCGUCUCUGUACCGCCACGCAGCCCCCUAUUCCUAUGACUGCACGAAAUACUGAGCUGCCCCGGCUCUCCCCUGUCCUGGCCCGCCCCGGCUUCGCCGCCCAGACCCGGCCCUCUCAGACAGUUCAGGCUGCGGAGAAGCAAAAGGCACCAAAACAUGUCCACCAGCUGCUUCUCAGGCCCGGGAGCAGAGAGCGCGCCAGCCCCAGCCCUCUGUGAAGCUGCAGGUAACUUCCAUCCGCCGCCCCGUUUCCGAGGUCCCAAGAAGCCCCUAAAAGGGACGCAGCCCAACGACGUGAAUAUUGAUUUUAAACUCCCCCUCCCCGACCAGCAUUGCUGUGCUCACUGCUCCACUCGGGGUUUCAAAAAUUAAGUUAUGGACCGAAUUCCAUAGCGACCCAGUAACGACUCUCUGUAGAGCCCUCCAUAGGUAUGUGGGGGUCUCUAUAGAUUCUGUAUGUGCUGUGUGUAAUUUUAAAUUUCUCUAACCGUGCUGUACAAACGUGUUGAUUUUUAAUCAGGCUAUUUGUUGUUGUUCAGAGCCAUUAAUAUAAUAUUUAAAGUUGAGUUCACUGGAUAAUUUCUCAUCUUGCCCAUCCAUUUCUAACUGCCAGAUUGAAAAUUCAAGAAACCUAUGUAGGGUUCCCCCCCUCGAACAAUGAUGAGACACAAUUCUUUUCCCAGUUGUAGGUCUUUCACAAAACAAGAAAAUAAUUUAUUAUUUGUUUUUGGCCGAUAAAGAAGUCAAGUAUCUGAUACUUUUUAUUUACAAAGUGUGAUGGUUUUGUAUAGUAGAUUCCUCCCUGAGCAUUCCUAAAAGAAAAAAAAAACUAAAAAAAUUUAACUUCACCUUUGUUUGUCUUAUGUGGUCUUAAUUGUUGUACUUACCUUAAAAUAAACCCGUGUUGUUUUC